AACAAGCUGGUGUUCCUGGUUCUGCGCGAGGAGACGUGCACCGUUCAGGCCGUGCUGGCUCGGAGCGAGACCAUCCCCGUCGAGACCAUUAAACUUGUCGGCCGGGCGGGCCUGGAGUCGCUGGUCGAGGUGGAGGCCGACGUGGUCGCGCCUGGGGCCACGAUCAAGGGGUGCACGCAGAAGGACGUGGAGCUGGCCGUCCGCGGCAUCGCCAUCAUCAGCCGGCCCGUCAAGCAACUACCCUUCAUCAUCGAAGAGGCUUCGUGCCUUCACAACUUCGAUCCACACAGCAAGGACUUGCUGGUGGACAAGAUCGAAGCCAAGAUCGCCGCUGCCCGGGAUGCGCUCGACCAGUCCCUGAAGGCGCAAUCGAGCGACACGAAGGAGAUGGAAGCGAAGCUGGACGAGCUUCGACACGAGCUGCAGCGCUCAUACCGACUCAAGAUCCCGAGUAGUGUGAAGUGGGACAACCGCGUUCUCGACCUCAGACCGGAUGGGCAGACGCCAGCGAACCGCGCCCUGUUCAAGAUCAAUUCAGGCGUGUGUCAGCUCUUCCGCGAAUUCCUGCUCGCCAAGGGGUUCAUCGAGGUCCACACCCCCAGGAUACGUUCCGCGCCUUCGGCUGGACACCCCGAGUUCAAGCUGCGCUACUUUGACGAUGAAGCGUUCCUGGGCCAUUCGUCGCUCCACCUGCAGGGUGCCAUCUGCGCCGACUUUGAGCGCGUGUUCGAGAUCGGCCCGGUGUUUCGUGCGCACGCCGCCACAACGCACCGACACCUUAACGAGUACACCGGCCUCGAGUUCGAGAUGGCCAUCAACGAGCACUACCACGAGGCAGUGGAUGUGGUCGACGAACUGUUCGUGUGGAUAUUUGACGGGCUCAAGUCGCGUCAUGCCGACGACCUGGCCGCUGUGCGGGCGCAGUACCCAACUGCGGAGGAGCUCGUCUAUGCGCGUCCGACGCUGCGGCUCACCUUCCGCGAGGCCAUCGCGCUGCUCAACAACGCGCCGGCCGACGGUGAUCUGACGGACCGCUUUCUCAGGCGGCAUGUGCUAGACGACUUUGACGACCUCGUGACUCACGCGGACGAGCGCCGGCGCCUGAUGCGAGCGGUCAAGCAGCAGUACGGGGUCGACUUCUUCAUCGUGGACAAGAGCCCCUCGAAUUGCACGUCCCGCUUUGUCAUGCCCUGCCCGCACGAGCCGAGAUAUGUCAACGCCUUCAAGGUCUACCUGCGACAUGAGGAAGUGGGUUCGGGAGCACAACGCAUUCACGAUGCGCGCAUGCUCGAACGCGGCACCAACCCUGGCAUCACACAGGCCCUUGCUGAGUUGCUGCAGUACGGAGCGCCGCCUCAUGCGGGAUGCGCCAUCGGACUCGAGCGGCUGCUGAUGGCGUACUUCAACCUCUUCAACCUGAGCGGAUGA
Acanthamoeba castellanii str. Neff is the source of this 1428-nucleotide messenger RNA. Its product is annotated as aspartyl-tRNA synthetase. NCBI's taxonomy places the organism in Eukaryota, Discosea, Longamoebia, Acanthamoebidae. The annotation marks the transcript as partial. The transcript has 9 exons. Gene Ontology annotation, molecular function: ATP binding; aspartate-tRNA ligase activity; RNA binding. Gene Ontology annotation, biological process: aspartyl-tRNA aminoacylation. The record is from RefSeq and is a predicted model, not a curated record. Gene Ontology annotation, cellular component: cytoplasm; cytosol; aminoacyl-tRNA synthetase multienzyme complex.